CGGAAAUGUCCCCUAGCGGCAGCCGUCGUUGCGUCAGAGAUCCCACAAUUCUGCACGCUGUCAACUAAUACAUCAAGAUGGCGUCGAAAGUACCAGCUUCCAGUGGCCGAUUGCUUACCGUCUUCUCUAAAUGGUUUUACAACGCUGCUGGAUUCAACAAAAUCGGGUUGAUGCGGGAUGACGUGCUCCAUGAGGAUCGCGACGUGCAGGAGGCCGUCAAGAGGUUACCGGAGAACCUUUAUAACGAAAGGAUUUUCCGCAUUAAACGUGCCCUGGACUUGUCCAUGAAGCACCAAAUUUUGCCCAAGAACCAGUGGAUUAAAUAUGAAGAGGACAUGCGGUACUUGGAGCCCUACCUGAAGGAGGUCGUCAGGGAGAGGAAAGAGCGUGAGGAUUGGCAGAAGAAAUAGCACUGUAGAUGUUGCAUUCCUCCUCUGUCCGUGCAUCUUUUCCCCUCUUGCGAUAUCUAAACUGUAUCUUGGUCUGGGAUGUGUAACCAUUAAAGCUGUUCUUACACUGUU
Messenger RNA from Paramormyrops kingsleyae, 521 nucleotides. RefSeq names its product ubiquinol-cytochrome c reductase binding protein (gene uqcrb). Gene Ontology annotation, cellular component: respiratory chain complex III. Gene Ontology annotation, biological process: mitochondrial electron transport, ubiquinol to cytochrome c. The record is from RefSeq and is a predicted model, not a curated record. Lineage: Eukaryota; Metazoa; Chordata; Actinopteri; Osteoglossiformes; Mormyridae.